AUGCUCGAGCUCCAGUUCCAGGAAAAUGUCAUCGAAGAAGACGAGGACGAAGCAGAAGCCCUGGAAUAUCGAGUUGGACGCCACCUCCGCCGCAGACUUCGCGCCAGGUCCGUCACCAACUUCGAGCUAACCAGCGAGCCUGCCCAGGACGUGCUGGUGACGGUGGAGCAGGGCGUGCUGAGCGGCAGCGUGGUGACGAGCGCGCUGGGCGCGCCGAACGCCGCCUCCAGGGGCGUCCCCUACGCCACGCCGCCGCUGGGCGAACUUCGCUUCCAGGUGCGAUUCCUCAGCACCGGGGACGAGGUGAUCCCCGGCAACGCAGGGCUGAAGGAUCAGCUGCUGGCCCUGCGCUGGCUCCAGCAGAACCUCGCGGCGUUCGGCGGUGACCCGGCGAAGGUGACCAUUGGCGGCGAGAGCGCUGAUGGCGCAUCUGUCUCCCACCACCUCAUAGCACCCAGCUCCGCAGGACUUUACCGGGCGACGACGAUAGAGAGCGGUGACUCAGUGCCCCCCUUCGGCGUGACGACCGUCGCGCGGCAGAAGGCGUUCCGCCUGGGAGAGGUCCUGGGAGUCUCGGCCAACGACUCCAGGCAACUGCUGGAGUUCCUGAGGACGCAGGACGCGCACGAACUCGCCGCACACGACCGGGAGCUGCUGCUCGACCUGGACGGACUGUCGGCCGUGGUGUGGGCGCCCGUGGUUGAGCCCGAUUUGGAGGGAGCCUUCAUCACAGAGAUGCCCGCCGACAACCUCAAGGCAGGGCGUUUCAGCAAGGUGCCGGAGCGGAUGAGUGAGGAUGUUGUUUCCACAGCUCCUUUCGGGCCUCCCCUGCUGGAGAACGAGGCCCUGCUGCAGCUGGUGAGCGACUACUUCGUGCCGCUGGUGUCCACCCUGCUGCACCUGCCCACGGGGGCCGCGCGCCUGCUGGCCUCCGUCCAGGUGCGGGACUUCUACUUCGGACACUCCAACAUCACGCUGGAGGACGCCCAGGCCAUCGUCGACAUGAUGAGCGACAUCUUCCUUGUGGAACCAGCGGACUCAGCUGUGUGGAUCAUCGCCAAUCAUUCUGAUUCUGCACCCGUGUACUACUACCAGUUCGACUACCGGGGACCUGAACUGGGCAACACAACAUAA
Messenger RNA from Schistocerca piceifrons (Central American locust), 1134 nucleotides. Its product is annotated as venom carboxylesterase-6-like. Lineage: Eukaryota; Metazoa; Arthropoda; Insecta; Orthoptera; Acrididae. The transcript is spliced from 7 exons. The record is from RefSeq and is a predicted model, not a curated record. Bases 1 to 1134 code for a protein of 377 amino acids.